UGGUGUUUUCAUCUACUGUAAAAUGGCCAUCAUCAGAUGCCCUGACGGGGUUCCAGGAGAUCCAUACGUCUUUCUUCCAGCACUGUAAAGACCUGAGUCUGCGGGUGCUGAGGGUGAUGUCCCACAGUCUGGGUCUGGACCCCGAAGUGUUCCUGAGUGCACACCAUUUAAUAGGAACUGAGGAAAACGGCACAGCUCUGCGGUCCCUCUACUACCAACCGGUGAAAAAUGAAGAAGUGAAGGAAGGUCAGUUGCGAUGUGGAGAGCAUUCAGACUAUGGCACCAUCACACUGUUGUUCCAAAACGCUGAAGGUCUGCAGGUCCGUAGUCGUUCUGGUGAAUUCAUCUCUGUUCCCAGCAUCCCCGGGCUGGUCCUCCUCAACAUCGCUGACCUGUUGCAGCGCUGGACCAGUGAUCAGUUCAUCUCUGUG
This is a messenger RNA of Monopterus albus (swamp eel), 431 nucleotides long. RefSeq names its product UPF0676 protein C1494.01-like. NCBI's taxonomy places the organism in Eukaryota, Metazoa, Chordata, Actinopteri, Synbranchiformes, Synbranchidae. The record is from RefSeq and is a predicted model, not a curated record.